AUGAGAGCCCGUUCCGAAGUCAGCCGUCAGCGAUCAGCAGCAGCAACGGCAGCAACGGCAGCAGUGCAAGCGACAGUAACGCAGUGUCAAGGGCCGAGUGCGAUAGCGGGUGUGGGAGAGUGUGCGGCGGCGGAUGGCAGUGUUCGGUGGCGGCCGUUCGGCCGAAGGAGGACGAAGGUGUCGGCACGAGGUCGCGGCUGGCUGCCGUUCGGUGCGACGGUGCUGCUGGCAGCACUGCUCGGGCCACCGUUUGAUGUGCCACGUGGCCCGGAUUCGAGCGGCCGCGGUGGCGGCGGCGGCGGCGGCGGCGGCGGAGUCGUGAGUGGGAGCGAGUUCCCGGAGCGGGAAUGCUGCGAUCCCGUCUAUCCACCGAUGCCCGACCUGGACGGGCUUCCGGGUCCGGUGUACCCGACGACAACGAUUUCCACCUCCUCGUUCCAGACCGGUGGCGGUGGUGGUGCGGGGGCCGAAGCCGGCGGGGGCGAGCUGGGCGGCGGUAGCAGUAGCGGGGGCCUCUCCGGCGGCGGUGGCGGCGGAGGCCCAGGCGCCGGUAAUCAACUGUCAUCUUCGCGACCGAUGCACAUCGGUUACUCUG
Messenger RNA from Anopheles cruzii, 595 nucleotides. RefSeq lists its product as uncharacterized. Lineage: Eukaryota; Metazoa; Arthropoda; Insecta; Diptera; Culicidae. The annotation marks the transcript as partial. The transcript has a single exon. The record is from RefSeq and is a predicted model, not a curated record.